Messenger RNA from Hyaloscypha bicolor E, 932 nucleotides. RefSeq lists its product as uncharacterized. Lineage: Eukaryota; Fungi; Ascomycota; Leotiomycetes; Helotiales; Hyaloscyphaceae. The record is from RefSeq and is a predicted model, not a curated record. The coding region runs from base 53 to 727 and encodes 224 amino acids. Gene Ontology annotation, molecular function: protein binding. The transcript has 4 exons.
GAAGAAGACGAAAACUACGCCAAUUAAGCCAGACUUCAAUACUCCUACCGAAAUGGUUACGAUUAUCGUUGGCAAGGAAGGUGAAGAUGAACGAUUCAUUGUCCACAAGGAAUUUGCUUGCUAUUAUUCACCCGUCUUAAAGGCUGCUUUCGAAAGCUCAUUCACAGAGGGCCAGACGCAAUGCUAUCGACUCGAAGACGUCACCGUUAGGGUGAUCCGCCUCCUCCUAUGCUUUUUCUACACUGGAAAAGUCGAUACCUCGCUUCAGCGAUACAUCUCUGCUGGAUUCGAAGCUGUGGCUGACCAAGAAUUACAACAAGAGAUAGACUUCAUUCAUUUCUGGGUUCUUGCCGAUAGGUUACUCAUUCCUUCGCUUCAGAACGCUAUAGUGAGAGAGCUCGAGAUCAUGUGGAAUCUUCGGACCGAUCGAGCGGUAGACGUUAGUUGGGUACCAUUCGUUUACGAACAUACUUCGGUUGACAGCCCCCUCAGAGCCCUUACACUUGAUCAUUGCGCGUAUGGCUUACACAGUGAUAUGUUUCUCGAAGAUCCGGCAGCUUUUCCUCAUGAAAUGCUGCUUGAUCUUGCUCGUCUCAUGAGCUCAGGAAUCACCCCGACGACGAUUUAUGAGAAAGACGAAAAUGGUCGAGAUGAUGAGGAGAGGCCGAGAUAUAAGUACAAGCGGACGUGGGGAAGCUAUCAUGUUCCGGAAGGUGAGAACAGUUAGAUGGCAUGGAGGAACAAAAUCAUCCAGGAUGAAUGGACUCUUUAAAUAAUAUUUAAAGCUUAUAAAAAUUAAUUAAAAAAAUUAAUUUAAUAUUUAUUAAUGGUUGAGAGGGAAAUAUUUGUAGUGGCAUGAGUUGCUAUAAAGAGCGGUGUUCAAGGUUGUGAAUAUUUAUAUGGCUGGGGGUAAUCAUAGUAGCAUCAUGAAG